AGUGGCAGCCGUAGAAGUAAGCAACGACCGUAUUAUUGUUGGACGGUCGACGCUGGUCUUUUGCGCCUGCGUUUCACUCGUUCGUCGUGGAUUGACUCUUCGUUAGUUUAUAAUUGACUUAUUUGGCUUUGUUUGCCUGGCUGGUCUCGUUUGUAGCGGAAUCACCGUUGCUGGGGCGGCGCCACCAGCGCCUGUUUGGAGUGGCUUUGGUAUUGGUGCUGUGUAUUAGUGUGGUGUACGUUGUGCCUCGGUCCACUGGUGUUUUCAUUUUCAACAACAAGAUCUGCGUCCGUGGCCAGAAAACCCGGGUUCGAUCUUAUUGACUGUCGCAUUACGGCGAAUGAUUGGAUUUUUUGCAGUUUUCCCAGUUUGCCUUAGGCCCGGUCUAUUACUAUUAUUCUGUGUAUUUGUGGACUGAUUAGAGUAGCAGCCGACUAACAAACCGCACAAUGAGCGAUAGGGAGAUAUCGCCGCGGGACGUCUACGUUCGUGGUGACUCAAGGUCGCGAUCGCGGUCUUUGCGUUCAGAUCGCGACGAACGCGAUGAUCGUCGCAGUCGAUCGAGAAGUCGUAGCCGUGACCACAGAAGGGAUCACCGACGGGAACACAGGGACGACCGGGACUACGGCCGAACGUCAGAACGUGGGAGAUCCCGAAGCAGGUCCCCCAUGAGCAGCAGGAAGCGACACGUAGGUGACCGUGAUCGCCCAGAACCUUCCCGCUGUAUCGGUGUUUUUGGUCUGUCGAUAUACACCAAUGAGCGUGAACUGCGCGACUUCUUUUCCAAAUAUGGUCGGGUGCAGGAUGUCCAGGUUGUGUACGAUGCUCAGACAGGCCGUUCGAGAGGAUUUGGGUUCGUCUACUACGAAAGCGAGGAUGAUGCUAACGAAGCCAAAGAAAAGGCCAAUGGUCUGGAAAUCGACGGUCGCAAGAUCCGAGUGGACUUCUCAAUUACGAAACGAGCGCAUACUCCAACGCCAGGGGUGUACAUGGGGCGGCCGACACGCAGACCGAAGAGAAGCUCAGGAGGCGGUGGUGGCGGCGGUGGCUAUUACGGUGGUGGCGGCGGUGGAGGCGGAGGUGGUGGUCGCGAUCAUAGAGGAAGUGGGCGUCGACACUACACAAGGUCGCCCUCUCCAUACCGCGGUCGUGGGGGCGGUCGUGACCGGUAUCGGGAACGUGAGAGGUCUUACUCGCCUAGGAGGUACUAUUAACGUUCCGAAUGGAGGAGGAGAACCGAGUACCGCGCCAGUACUUUGAUCUGAGAGUGAACAACUCAUAUAUGGAUAUUAGACUAUUUGUGGAGUACGAGCGACCACCACCGUGUUUCAGCCGUAGCUGGAAGGCUGGAAAAAAGCCAAAAUGGGCCAAAUAAAAGAUGCACUCCACAAGAGCUUAUAUUGGCCUAAAUUAUUGAUCUAGAGUGUCGGACUGAAAAAGUAAAACGCGGGUACAGUAAAAUGGACUGUAUGGGCAUCGGGACAAUGGAUUGGACAAGGUCGUCAUAUCAUGCUUGUGUAGUUUGUGAGCGAUGAAAGGAGUAACAAUUUGAACAAUAAUGACAUAGAGCCAUGGUGCGAGGACGAUCACGCCAUAGCAUUGAGAAAGACAUUGACGCUUGUAAAGAAGCGGGCAUUACACUAGAUACUUGGUUGCGUUACGCGCGGUGUGACUAGCAGUUUAAGAAGGUACAAUAAUCAUAAUAAUGAUAAUAAUAUGGGUAAAUUUGUGAAUAUUGAACUGCUCAGACUUUUGUUUCGUUUGAGGGAAAGCAAGAAGCGAGCGGGCAAGGGAAUAACGUCUGACAAAUGCCAGAACGAAGCUACGUUAAUUUCUGCGCAAUGUCUAGCAAAAGCGACGCAUACUCUGCAUAAAAACACGAGCUCGAAAAUUAUGUUGACAACCCUCAUGAAGGCCUACGAGCCAACUCACAAUGGGCUCAUGGAGCAUUACAGUCAUUUGCGUGUUACGAUGAUGGAUUAUGCCUAAGAAAAGGUAUUUCACUGCAUGAAGUAGAGGGCGCACGUUUGCAAGAGCUUGCUGCGACCUAGAUCACGAAUAAAAAACUUAAAUUUCAAAUGUAUAUGUACGAUAAGCGACGCCUCGCUAUUACACGAUAACGAUGUGAAAUUAAACUCUUUUUUAUUAUUAGAAAUUAAUUUUCAUAGUUGGAAUAGGUAAUGCAUGAUAAAAUUAAUGAUGCAAGCCGGCCACUUGACGAAAUCGCAGGGAAAAUCGAACUGCUGGCCAAAUAGUCCAAAGAAAAUCGAACUGCUGGUCAAAUAGUCUGGAAUAACAAUACCUCAACAGGUCUUGAUUUAGAAAUAAGAUAGUCUUAUUACAAUUAGUAUAAAGAUAAAUACUAGAUAUUUGCCCAAUAGGAUUGACCUUUCAAAUAAAAUGGCCUUUUCAUCGUCCGUAUCAUUAUUUGGAAGAAGGUAUUGGAUUCUUACGAAUGCUUUUUCUUGCGUCAGGUUUUGCAAGUAAUUCAAGAUUUAAAUGAAGAUGCGUCAUUGUUGAAGAUGUAGAAUCGAAUAUGAAGAACGAAAAUUGAAGAGGCUAUUUGAUGCGACAUCUAUCUUGAAGUUGAAGCUUAUCUGCGGAGCUAGUGUGAUCGGUUUCUGAGCAUCGAUGUAUAUUUUACGAAGUUUGAUGAAACUAAGCAGGAAAGCGUCCUUUAACGAAGAUAUAGCGAAGCUUCUUUUUGUGUCCUGAGAUUUAUCUGUCCUCUGUGAAGAGUUUCGACUUUCUGCGUAAAGAGAGAGUGAAAACAAUGCUGAACGAAAUCAAUUUUGCCAUCGUAGUGAGCUACAAUUCAUGUGAAAUAUCUAACCUAGAAGACAGAAAAAUUAUAGAAGUUCAAGUGUCCGUCAAACAUUCUGGUAAGUCACUUAUGCUUUUGUAGGCUACGAGUUUUCGCGAAUGUUAACGUAGAUACGGAAACGAAAAACAAACACAAUAACAAGCAAAAAUUUGCCUGUUCAAAAAAAGAGUAAAAAUCUAACACACAGAUAAUCUAAGGCGAUGAUAUAAGUGGAUGAACUUCAGCUACGUCUAUAUAAUAACACAGAAGAAUGGAAUGUCAUGUACAACCACAAAUAUUAAUGAAUAAAGAAACACGAAAGGAGGUGACGCCUAA
Messenger RNA from Varroa destructor (honeybee mite), 3139 nucleotides. It is a transcript of the gene tra2, whose product is annotated as transformer 2. Gene Ontology annotation, molecular function: RNA binding. Lineage: Eukaryota; Metazoa; Arthropoda; Arachnida; Mesostigmata; Varroidae. The record is from RefSeq and is a predicted model, not a curated record.